Molecule: messenger RNA, 550 nt
Organism: Chanos chanos (milkfish)
Lineage: Eukaryota; Metazoa; Chordata; Actinopteri; Gonorynchiformes; Chanidae
Product: promethin-B-like
Exons: 4
Coding region: 76-501 (141 amino acids)
Source: RefSeq, a predicted model, not a curated record
UGAUUCUGCUUACAUGUAAAAUUUUAAUGUCAGACUAUGCAGAAUGAAAGCGUUGCAUGUCCACCAAGCGCGCUGAUGGAGUUACAGGCGCGGUUCAGACCGCUGAUGGAAAGACUGCACAAUGACCCAAAGGUUUCGGAGCUUUUAAAUACUACAGUGGGCCGGUACCUUACUGAUCACCCGUUUUUAGCCCUGACAGCUUUGGUGUUUGGUGGGAUGGCCAUAAUACCAGUCGGACUCUUCCUGGUUUAUGCCACAAUCAUAUUUAUCGCUGGUGUAGUGUGCUUAACCUUUUUCGAGGUGUUCCUGCUUGCCACUGGAGGGUUGACACUCCUGUUUGUUCUUGGUGGCAUAGCCGUUGCUGCUCUCCUAGUCUCCUGUGUUCUGAGUGUGUUAUACAUCACCAUCUCCAAUCUACACAACUACUAUUCCAACCACAGACUUCCUCAAAAGGGAAACUUGAUGGGACGCAUGGGGUCAAAAAAGUCAAAAAUCUAUUGAAUGGUAAAGUAUCCAUAGUUGGCCUUAUUCCGGACAGUUGUAUGGCCUG